Molecule: messenger RNA, 1628 nt
Organism: Eurypyga helias (sunbittern)
Lineage: Eukaryota; Metazoa; Chordata; Aves; Eurypygiformes; Eurypygidae
Gene: LAMP2
Product: lysosomal-associated membrane protein 2
Exons: 8
Coding region: 76-1221 (381 amino acids)
Biological process (GO): protein targeting to lysosome involved in chaperone-mediated autophagy; autophagosome maturation; cellular response to starvation
Cellular component (GO): autophagosome membrane
Source: RefSeq, a predicted model, not a curated record
GGUUUUUUCCAGUCCUAUGCAGUGGAAGUAGAUGUAAAGGAUGAUUCUAAUGCUACGUGCCUGUAUGCAAAAUGGAUGAUGAGAUUCUUGAUAAAAUAUGAAACAAACAGUAGUGAGUAUAAAAAUGCAACCUUGGACUUGUCAUCCAGUGUGACACACAAUGGAAGCGUCUGUGGCAGUGACUCCCAAGCUGCGCUUCUGGCGGUACAGUUCGGAGAAGGUCAUUCCUGGAGCAUUAACUUUACAAAAACUGAUGAAACUUACCAGGGGGACUUUAUCACAUUUACGUACAACACCGAUGAUGCUGCUGUAUUUCCGGAUGCUAAAAGAAAAGGACCAAUUACUGUUGUUGUAAAGGAUACUAUGCGUCCAGUCCAACUGAAUAACAUCUUCGUGUGUCAUAAUACUGACUUUCUUGAAGCAGAAAAUGUAACACAGAUUUUCUGGAAUGUCACUGUGCAGGCUUUUGUUCAGAAUGGUACGAUCGGUACAAAAGAGUCUAGGUGUCGUGCUGAUACACCUACUGCUGCACCCACUGUUCUGCCUACUGUUGCCAAUGUAACUACUGCAUCUACCACCACUGUAUCACCUGCUCCAACCACGGCUCCCAAACCUGUGGAGAAUCCAGACACAGGAAACUAUUCUCUUAAAAGCGGAAAUAAAACUUGUCUUCUGGCUACUGUGGGGCUGCAGCUGAAUGUUUCCCAAGACAAGCCUCUUCUGAUCAACAUCAAUCCCAGGACCACCAGUGCAGAUGGUACAUGUGGUAACACAACGGCUACUCUGAAACUGAACGAUGGAAAUAGCACAUUGAUAGGUUUCACGUUUGUUGUUAAAAAUUCAAGUGCAAGUGUACAGAAAUUUUAUCUGAAAGAAGUGAAUGUUACACUGCUCAACCGGCUGAAUGGUUCGGUCAUUUCAAGUGCAGAUAACAACAAUUUCAGCAAGUGGGAUGCUUUCCUUGGUAGUUCUUAUAUGUGCCGAAAAGAGCAAACCCUUGAGAUCAACGAAGCUUUUCAAAUACAUACUUUCAAUCUAUGGAUUCAGCCAUUCCUUGUGGAGGCCAAUAAAUUCUCUACGGCCCAGGAGUGUUCGCUGGAUGAUGACAACAUUCUAAUCCCAAUUGUAGUUGGUGCUGCACUUGCUGGCUUGAUUGCCAUUAUAGUGGUUGCUUACAUAAUUGGCAGAAGAAAAAGCUAUGCUGGAUAUCAAACUUUGUGAAUCUAAAUGGGAUUCCUGUUCUGAUUUUCACGCUAAACAAAGCAAGUGCAAGUUCUGAAGUCCAAAAAAAGACCCAAAACUUAGGAGUAAUUACUAGCCACAGCUAAUUGGAGUUGGGAAACAAAGAGAGGAUGUUUAUCUCGGAUGAAGCAGAACUACGGUUUUAGUUUUCCUGCUCUGAGAAGACGCCGUGGGUUUCAUAGCUGUUUUGAAGAUGUCAAAUAUUGGAUGAAUUGCUAGGCUGAGGAUUUUAUCUUGAAAAAAUCCCUGAAGUGUUUAGGAUUUAUUUCUGCUUUUUACAAAUUGUAGCCUGAAACAAGAACGCAUUCUAAACUGGUAUGCAUUGGGCAACUCCCCGAAUAGCAUAGAAUUUGUACUUGCUUCUCUCCUCUGUGUUCCUUAGUUGU